UCUCUGCUGCUGCGCAGAGUUGUCCGGCUCCAAGAUCUGGAUGCAACCAUGGGCGGAUUUGCUGCUCUGGAGGUCCCCAGCUGAGCGGGAGCACUUCCCAUCCAGGCCCUAGAACGUCCAGUGGCCCAGUUCAUCAACCGAAGUUACAAGGAAUGCAAGUAGCCAAAUAAACACCACAAUGAAUACAAAGAGAAAGCCACACCCAGGCUCCCAGCUUAGCCCAUGGUUACAGCUGUGAGUGCUGAUGCGUUUAUCUUUGUGGAGCAGAUGGUGGAGACUUGCUCUGAAGGGAUGUGGUCCAGUGUUCUACCCGAUGACUCAAGAGGAAGGUUAUCUGAAGCAACCAUCACGGCAGAUGACCAAGUGCUGGAGAAUGUCAACCGCUUCCCUUAUCUUGGAAGCUAUCUGCCCAGCAAUGCUGGCAUAACGAUGAAAUCCGCCAGUGCCGGCAUAGCUUCUGGAGGUUUACGGAGGCAAGUCUUCGCUGACCAUGACAUCAAAACACAGACCAAGAUUGACAUCUACAAUGUAGUCAUCCCAAUGCUGCUGUAUGGAACAGAAGUCUGGACUCCCUAUAGACGACAAAUAUGUCUGGAGAAAUUCCACCAAAGAUACCUGAGGAGAAUAUUGGGCAUCACGUGGCAGGACAGACGGACCAACAUUAGUGUCCUCACAGUGGCUCAUUCCUGCAGCAUUGAGAUUUUUUGUGCUCAGCUGAGGACUGGGACGAGAUCUCAUGGUGGGCAGAGGACACACUACUGGGAUGUUCUUAAGAACACCAUGGGAAAGUGCAGCAUGAACACUGACACUUGGGAGAGGCAGGUGAAGGAUCUAGUAACCUGGAAUUAAGCCAUUUCUGGCAAGGAACCCUCGCUGGCAGUGCCCAACACUUCGAGGUCAAGUGACGUCUCCAUGAAGAAGAUCAGAGAGACGAUGUAAGGACUGUGGCCGGGCCUGUAUUGGCGCCGCUGGAGAUAGAGACCUCAUGUGCAGCCAUUGCCAGAGAGUGUUCCUUGCCAGAAUUGGCUUAAUUUCUCAUCUUCCCAAUAGGCAUCCAAAGAGGAAUUCUUACUCACUUCAAGGGAUCCCAGAGAAAGAGAGAGCAUGCUGCCUCUUCUGAGGUGAGCCAGUCAGACACCAGGCCUGCAGGUGAACAAUUUGGAAGUGUGGAUGAUGUAUGCGUCAGAAGAUGAGGAAGCAACAGGAGUCGUCAUGCUUUUCUUGUGGACAGCUGCAUUGGUAAGGACACCAUGUCUGUCUGGGCCAACAAGGAACAAUUAGAAUUGCUGUGGCCUUCUCCUGCUCCGCUCUGGCCAUUUAUCUAGUACAUGGUUGUCUGGUUGUCUGUAAAGAUCUGGACUGUUUUGUUAUGGAUGAGAUGCAGGAAGUUGUGGCAGGCAUAGAUCACUGCUCUGGGCUCUAAUAUAUUUAUGUGCAGGCUGGGCUCCUCCAGGGACCAUUGAUCCUGCACCAUGAAUGUGCCCUCCAACCGAGGGGAGACACGUCAGUCGCGCUAGUAUGGAUGGUGGUUGUUUGUGGAAGGGUACUCCACUGGGUCUGUCCACCAAGCCCAGGAUUGUUUCACCUUGAGAGGGACUGAGAUGGUUGUGUUGCUGCUGUGGAAUUGCAGCUUGUAAACUGUCCUUAGCCACAGCUGCAUAGGUCUCAGAUGCUGCCAUGUGGCCCAGAAGUUGGAGGCACGUCCAUGCAGUGACUUGUGGACUGUCUUGAGCUAUUCCCACUAGUUCGUCUAUUGUCUGAAAUCUUCGUUGAGGGAGAGAGGCUACUGCCACUGUGCAGUCCAAGUGAGCUCCUAGGAACUCGAGUGCUUGAGCCGGUUGAAGUUUGCAUUUUGGUAAGUUUAUCUGUAGUCCUAGGCUCUGGAAUGUUAACAUAGUCAGGGUGACUGUAGCCUUUGUUUUCUUAUGUGUUUGUGCUCCUGGCAGGCAAUCGUUGAGGUACAGGAAUAUUGUGACUUCCCACCUGUGGAGAUGUGCAGCCACAAUGGCAUAUACUUUGGAAAAUACCCUUGGAGCCGUGGAAAGUCCAAAGGGGAGCACUGUAUAUUGAAUCGAAGGGCCUUUGUGUGUGCCAGGUGGAGGGACACAUGAACGUAGGCAUUCUGGAGGUUGAGGGUCACUAACCAAUCUCCUUUUCCUACGGCAGGGGUUAUUGAACCGUUGUGGCUGUGCGUACGGGCUGAGCUUUCUUCAAUCAAGACUCAGCCUCCACCCUCCUGUUUUCGUCACUGAGAGGCAGUUGUGAGAGUAGAACCCCUUGACCUUGUGACGUUGCAGCACGGGGCCGGUCGCUCCCACCUGGAGCAAGUGAUUUAGCUCCUGGAUGAGGUUGAUCUCAUGAGAUGGGAUAGAAAGGUGAUGGCUGUGGACUAUGGGAUGUGUGUCUGGCUAUCUUAGAAGUAGUUGGGUUAUCGAGCCCUCGACCUGAACUUCAGGAGGUUUGCUUGGAAAUUGACGGUUGGGAGGUCGGGGUUGAUCAGUGGCCAUCUGGCCUCAUAGGGCCUCUGUGGAUGGUUAAAAGGCAUUGGCCUGUACCUUGUGGUAGGGAAAUGAAUGCCUAACAUCUUCAGUGUGGCACACAAGUCUUUAAGCAUGUGCAGGGAAGCAUCGGUGGUGUCCACAGAGAGGUGAGACCCCCCUGGAAUGGAAGAUCCUCCACUGUACCUCAUGGGGAACCCUAGACACGUGGAGCCAGGUGGCUCGCCUCAUCACCCCGGGCCGUGGCGCAGGAUGCAGAAUCAGAGGCAUCCAGGGCUGUUUGCGGAGCGAUGUGAGCUAUGAAGGCACCCUCAUUUAUGUUGGCCCUGAAUUACUCCUUAGUGCCCGGAGGCUCUCAAUAAAUUGUGACAAAUGUUCAGCAAUGUGGCGUGUAUAUUUUGCUAGAAGGGCAGUAUAGUUUGCAAUCUCAGCUGCCAGGAUGCAGAGGCGUAGGCCUUUCUGCCCAUUAGGUAUAAGGAGAGGUCCUGGCAGCAUUUUGCUUUCCUCCCUGGUUAACCACAUCAGCUGCCAACGAGUUCAGAGCAGGGUGGGAGAACAGAAAAUCCUCCCCUCGAGGUGCCAUGUAGUACUUCCUGUCUGAUUGUGACGGACCCCACCCCAUGCUUGUUGAGAUGGACUCAUGGCCAUGAAUAUACAUAUCUGAAAAGUGUUUUGCGCAAAUUAUUUCGUGUAACCCAUCUAUCGUCAUGUCACAAGCCACUGGUCCUCUUUAUCUUACUCUGUUGUAUGUAUCAUUUGUGUUUGUAAAAUUAGACACAUUCACAUGUGUGAAUGAACGACA
Pelodiscus sinensis (Chinese soft-shelled turtle) is the source of this 3300-nucleotide messenger RNA. The record is from RefSeq and is a predicted model, not a curated record. NCBI's taxonomy places the organism in Eukaryota, Metazoa, Chordata, Testudines, Trionychidae.